AGGCAUUGAGGUGGAUCCCAGCAAGAUCGAGGCGGUGAGCAAGUGGGAUACGCCAAGAAGUGCCGCUGAUGUUCGUAGUUUCCUGGGGUUAGCAGGAUACUACCGGAGGUUUAUCGAGGGCUUCUCAAAGAUAGCCCAGCCACUAACUGUAAUAUCCCACUCA
This is a messenger RNA of Striga hermonthica, 163 nucleotides long. NCBI's taxonomy places the organism in Eukaryota, Viridiplantae, Streptophyta, Magnoliopsida, Lamiales, Orobanchaceae. The record is from the annotation of a GenBank genome assembly.